AUGGCAGCUUCAGCAAAAUCUCUCACAAAUAGCAAUUGCACAACAGAUGGAGAUUGGACGGUUAUUUUACCCCGUCGUGGAAGACAAAGGAGAAAAGAUACUGAAGUUGAAAGAGUUUCCGAAGAAACACAAGAACCAUGGGCUCCAACAGAUUCUCAAAAAGAUCCAAUCAGAGAAGCAGCAUUAAUGCAGAGAAUGGAAAGAUAUAUUAGUAAGAUUGAGAACUCUCAGUUCUAUCAAACUUUCAGAGAUCAGAUUGAAACAUCAAUUUUGGAUUAUUUCCAUAUAGUUUUGGGCUCAGAGACAAGUAUGCAGAUGGUCAUUUACGGAAUCGGCAGCAUUGAAUUGUAUGAGCCGCCAUGUUUGCAGCUUAGCAUUGCAAUGUUGAUGAAACGAGAUUUAAAUUUGAUUGGAAACAUCGAGGUAUUUGAUCCUAUCCUCUCUGUAACUGAGUCUUGCGUUUUGGAAGCUCUUGGUUGUUCCGUCAUGUCCAUAAACGAGCAUGGGAAGCGAGAGGCUGUGAAGCCAACAAUGUUCUUCAUGCCUCACUGCGAAGCAGAGUUAUAUAACAACCUGUUGCAGGCAAAUUGGAAACCGAGUUUCUUAAAUAACAUGGUAUUAUUCGGGAACAGCUUUGAAGAAUACGAGCAGCAUGUGUCAUUGUGUAAGAACUCUCCUGUUCUGAACUCAGUAAAAUAUAUCUUGGCUGCCCGGAGUUUUACAGACGAAAUCAAAAUUGAAACAAUUCCUGAUGAUUAUUAUAACGCAUUCCAUGAUUCAAGUUGGCAUUUUUUCAGCCCUGUCCAUGAUACAGAGCUGCAAUUUAUCAAUUCUUGA
This is a messenger RNA of Lathyrus sativus (Indian pea), 837 nucleotides long. The record is from the annotation of a GenBank genome assembly. NCBI's taxonomy places the organism in Eukaryota, Viridiplantae, Streptophyta, Magnoliopsida, Fabales, Fabaceae.